CGCUUCCCUGCUCCUCUCUCACUGGCGAUUCCAGAUCUGGAUCUAGGGUUUUUCUCCAAGGCGAUUCAAGAUCUAACCUUUCUCCACGCACAUAACCUCUCUGUUGCCGUUUUUACCUUUGAACAUCCAAUCAAUUGAUGAGGAGUAGCUUCGACGGAGUAUUCCGGCGAGCUUAAGCGGCGGAGAGACGGAAUCGUGCAGCGGCUGUAAUCCGAACGAUGUAGUAAUUGCGACGUGGAUCUGAAUGAGCAGAUUCCGAACGGCGUUGGCCGGAAGGUGAACGAUGACGUUAGAGGAGGUGAGAUUCGCCGUUAACUCUGCAAGAGGAUGAAGAUGAUGAACCAAAUCCGUAUGGAGGUUUGUUUGAUGAUGAGCACUCUAAAGUUCUGAGAAUUAAAGAGCAACUUGAGGAUUCAAAUCAUACUGAUGAUGCUAUUAUUGAUUUGCUUCAAACCCUAGCUGAUAUGGAUCUGACUUUUACAGUCCUUAAGGAAACUGAUAUAGAAAGGAAUGUUAACCGACUUCGAAAGCAUCCGUCAAAUGAAGUAAGAGGACUGGUGAAGCAAUUGGUGAGGAAAUGGAAGGAUUUGGUGGAUGAAUGGGUUGGGUCGAACAAUAGUGCGCUCGCACGCUCUACUCUUACAGAAGGUGAUUCGCCUUUGGUGCAGAAUGUAUCAAGCGGCUUACUCAAAGUUAGAUUAAAUGGUAACGGGUCAAAUGAGUUGAACUGGUAUUAAGUGGCCUAAAGUUACUUUAAUACAUACAACCUCCCAAAAUUCUUUUACCCAAAUUAUUAUUGUUGACGUAAUAUAGUUAUUUUGAAAACAAGUGUUCUGAGCCAUCCUUACCAAAGAUAACCCGUUUUCAUUUGUUACUCAAAUUACCUGUUUUUGCAAUUGUACGAGUUGAAAUGUUGGUGAUUUUGGCAGCGAACACAGAUGGAGGAAGGUAUUGACAUGGAUCGUUUUCAGCCGUUUACGGCUGCAAACGUAGCAACA
This is a messenger RNA of Helianthus annuus (common sunflower), 998 nucleotides long. Its product is annotated as probable mediator of RNA polymerase II transcription subunit 26c. Lineage: Eukaryota; Viridiplantae; Streptophyta; Magnoliopsida; Asterales; Asteraceae. Bases 465 to 737 code for a protein of 90 amino acids. The record is from RefSeq and is a predicted model, not a curated record. The transcript is spliced from 5 exons.